CUUCCGUUACCGGCGAAAGUCAACACAUGCAACGUGGUUGGCCAAUCCUGUGGCGCGUUGGGCGUAUAGGUUGUCCGAAGUCGCCUUUUCUGAAAUCCCUGAGGUCCAGACAACGUCUUCUCUGCACGCAGAUAAUUAGAAUGUCUUCUUUUACAACAGUAGAAUGUGGGGCCCCGAACUCCCUUGAGUACAGGAUGUUCUUCAAGGGCCCCCAGGGUUUGAUCUCCCCAUUCCAUGAUAUUCCGCUGUACGGUAAUGCAGAGAAGACAGUGUUUAACAUGGUGGUGGAGGUUCCAAGAUGGACGAAUGCCAAGAUGGAGAUUGCCACAAAGGAGAAGUUGAAUCCAAUUAAGCAAGAUGUGAAGAAAGGCAAGCUUCGUUAUGUGAAGAACUGUUUUCCACAUCAUGGUUAUAUAUGGAAUUAUGGCGCCUUGCCACAGACCUGGGAGCAUCCUGCUCAUGUGGAUGAGAACACAAAGUGCAAAGGUGACAAUGAUCCCAUAGAUGUGUGUGAAAUUGGAUACAAGGUCCACAAAAGAGGGGCAGUGGUGCAAGUGAAGGUCUUAGGCACAUUUGCUCUGAUUGAUGAAGGAGAGACUGAUUGGAAGUUGAUGGCAAUUGAUGUGAAUGACCCACUUGCCGACAAGUUGAAUGAUAUAAAUGAUGUUGAAACUCACUUGCCAGGACUACUUAAGGCUACCACUGAAUGGUUUAGAAUUUACAAAAUCCCUGAUGGAAAACCAGAGAACCAGUUUGCAUUCAAUGGAGCAGCCAAGAACAAAGAGUUUGCCUUAAAGGUUAUAGAAGACACAAAUAAACAUUGGAAGGAAAUGGUAGCCAAACAGACAGAUUCAGGGGAACUGACUUGUGAAAAUACAACUGUUGCUGGAAGUCCGUUUCUUAUGACACAAGAUGUUGCAAACAAAGUACUGGAGGCAUGCCCUCCUCAGCAGCCAGCUCAGCCUAUUUCUCCUGAAGUCGACAAGUGGCACUUUGUGAAAUUGUGAAGGUGUUCAGAGACGGCCAAAUUGUAGCCUUUUGUGAAAGUAGAUUGAAAUGAUUUUGAAUAGGCAGCAUCUGGAUAUUUUAAUGAAAAAGUCAAUUUUGUGUACAACUACUGCUGACAACAUUCAGUGGCUGAAAAAAAAAUUUGGUGAUUUUGAAGUAUUAACCUUUUUUUAGUUUUGAGUCUGUUCUCUUUUGCUCUCUGUUUGGAUUUUCCUUGUGCACAAAAUCACUUUCAGUACAUCUCUUUAACUUACAUAAUAGGAAGUCUUAAGUUUAAGUAUCACUGGGGUGAAGUAAAGAUUAUCUGACAAUUUAGGACCUCUGUCACUGACUUGUGAAAACUGAUGUCUUUUCUAUACCAGGCUGUUCUAUUGAGUGCUGUAACAAUUUGGUCGUCUGUCAUGAAAAGCUGUUGUAUACACGACAACAGGAAACUAUGAUUGGAUUUUGUGAUCUCCAAAUGCCAAGCAUGGAUUUGGUAUUUGGACAAAAACUUUAUUUUUGCCUACAUAUUUCUGUAUUCAUGUGACAGACAUAAUUAUAAAUUAAUCAGGUCAUUCUAUUAUUAAAAUCAACUUUAAAUUGUGUCUCGUUUGAAAUUAAGGAUAAUCCAGUGUAGAUGUUUAGCAUAAUUAACAAUUUUGAGGUAAAGUUAUGUUGGUAAGAGUAUCUAUACUCUGAAAUACGGGGGUGUAUCUUAUACCAAAUGAUGAAAUAGAAUGUGCUUGAAAAUUGGGGCUCUUAGAUUGCUGUUGUGAAUAAACUCGUUACUUAAAAGCA
Lingula anatina is the source of this 1788-nucleotide messenger RNA. RefSeq lists its product as uncharacterized. Gene Ontology annotation, cellular component: cytoplasm. Gene Ontology annotation, biological process: phosphate-containing compound metabolic process. Gene Ontology annotation, molecular function: inorganic diphosphate phosphatase activity; magnesium ion binding. Lineage: Eukaryota; Metazoa; Brachiopoda; Lingulata; Lingulida; Lingulidae. The record is from RefSeq and is a predicted model, not a curated record.